UCCUCAGAUCCUGUCACCAUGGAAGUCCCCGCCAAAAGCCCAGAUGGGAGUGAGAAGUCACCCCAGUCCAAGGAGCUGCUGCCCAGUAACACAGCCAGCACCCUGUGCAUCAGCUCUCGGAGCGAGUCCGUCUGGACCAGUGAAUCCAGAAGCAAGUGGAACAUAUACCACAAGCCCAUCAUCGUCAUGUCUGUCGGAGCAGCUGUGUUCCUCUUCGGGGUGGUUAUCACCAGCCUGUCUUGCAUCGAAAUCAGCAACAAAGAUGUUUACAAAAUGUGUGGCCCAGCUUUGUUGUCCAUGGGACUGAUGCUCCUUGUCUGUGGACUUGUCUGGAUCCCCAUCAUUCGGAAGAAGCAGAAGCAGAGGCAGAAGUCACAGUUUCUGCAGAGACUCAAGUCUUUCUUCUUUAACCGCUGA
Molecule: messenger RNA, 417 nt
Organism: Nothoprocta perdicaria
Lineage: Eukaryota; Metazoa; Chordata; Aves; Tinamiformes; Tinamidae
Gene: PIRT
Product: phosphoinositide interacting regulator of transient receptor potential channels
Exons: 1
Coding region: 19-417 (132 amino acids)
Biological process (GO): phosphatidylinositol-mediated signaling; positive regulation of cation channel activity
Molecular function (GO): transmembrane transporter binding; phosphatidylinositol bisphosphate binding
Source: RefSeq, a predicted model, not a curated record